AUGGUCGAAUCUACGUACUCAGCUAUUGCUGUUACGUCAUUGUCAGCUGAAGGUCAACCCAGUAGCCUCCAGGAGCAACUGAAAACGUCCGACCAAGAGCAUAGACAACAUGUUAGAGUUCUGUUCGAACGUCUAAAAGAUAACGGACUUGUAAUCAAUUUUGAUAAAUGCCGGUUUGUGCAAAAACAGGUGAAUUUUCUAGAUUACACUAUUCGCGAGUAUGGAAUAUUGCCUCUUCCUGGGCGGGUGGGAGCUAUGCGGCAGCUACGUCGGUUUUUUGCCUCAGUUAACGGUUACAAGCACUUCAUUCGGCAGGUGACUGAUCAACAAGCAGAGCUGACAGUACUCGCUAAGGAGACCUUGGCGAAAUGUAAUGAGUCCCUUUCUAAUGGAACGUUGUUGCAUUUUUCUAUUCUCGGAAAACCAUUGGGUCUGAUGAUUGAUGCAUCUAGCAUAUCAACUGGCGUUGUGUUACGGCCAUUCGUCAAAGAGACAUGGAUGCUUCUUGACGUGCCGGAAGCUAAGGAUGGCGUACUUGAGGUAGUGGAGGUGAGCAUGUGUAUCGAAGAGAAUGGAGACGCACAUCGUACCAAGAGAUAUGAACUGAUGAAUCGAAACCGUAUCGAUGGAAGUCCUUCGUUGCUCAUUGUUAGACGGGGAGAGCCGUUUAAGUUGAAGAUCUGUUGCAGCAGGAACUUCAACGAGAAUCGAGAUGUGGUUUCCAUCCUGCUAUCCGUUCAACCAAUGAAUGGCGAAAAAGUCAGUCACGGGAACAGAACUAUUGUUUAUUUACCUCUAUCGAAGCCAGAUGACGCCGUGGAUGAGGAUGACUCCAGUUGGAGUGCUCGUUUGGAUAUGGUGGAAGGUAAUGAGCUGUCGGUAAGUAUCCGCACUUCUGCAAAGGCAUCGGUUUCUCGUUGGGAAAUAUCCAUCGAUACCAAACUAGUCGACGGUAAUGAUUCCAACAAUUUCAACGUGGCGGAUCCCAUUUACUUAUUGUUCAAUCCGUGGUGUGAAAAAGAUCCCGUUUAUUUGGAAGACGAAAAGCUGCGUGAGGAGUACGUUCUCAGCGAUACGACAAUGAUUUGGCGUGGUUGUGAGCAGAGCUUUCACCCCACAAUUUGGAAGUUGGGUCAGUACGAAAAGGACGUGUUGGAUUGUAGUCUGCUGCUGGUGUCCACUGUCGGACGAGUCGGUGCCAGCUAUCGUGGUAAUCCGGUUCGAGUGACACGAGCACUUUCGGCUGCCGUCAAUAGCAAUGAUGACAAUGGUGCACUGGCUGGAAAAUGGGGAAAUGACUUCCCGGACGGGACGGCCCCGACGGCAUGGGUUGGAUCGGUGAAUAUUUUGCAGGAAUAUUAUCGCACCAAGAGGGCAGUAAGAUACGGACAGUGCUGGGUGUUUGCCGGAGUUCUAGCAACAGCGGCACGUGCUCUCGGGAUUCCUUGCCGAGUGGUGACCAAUUUUAAUUCUGCACAUGACUCGGAAGCAUCUCUUACAAUCGAUUAUUAUUUUGAUGACAAAAACGAGCAGGUAGAUGGUGUAACUUCGGAUUCAACGUGGAAUUUCCACGUUUGGAAUGAAGUGUGGAUGCGUAGAUGUGAUCUUGGAACAGAUGCUGGAGACCUAUACGAUGGCUGGCAGGCGGUCGAUGCAACUCCGCAAGAGUUGUCGGCUGGAAUGUAUAAGUUAGGCCCCGCACCGGUUAAGGCCAUUAAACGCGGUGAGGUUAAUGUGUUGUAUGAUUGCGAUUUUGUAUUUGCCGAGGUUAACGCAGAUGAGGUUUUUUGGCGUUACAAAGGACGCAAUCAGGCUUUGAAACUAAUAAGGAAAAACUCUUCACGGAUAGGACAGUUUAUUAGUACUAAAGCAGUCGGUGUUUGGGAGCGAGAAGAUAUAACGGAUUCAUACAAAUUUAAAGAGCAUACUUGUGAAGAAAGAAUUACAAUGAUGAAAGCACUAAAGGAGAUAAGCAGUCCGUUCGUUAGACUCUAUACAAAUGAAGAGUUACACGACAUUAAUUUUGAAAUAGUGGUUAAAGAUGAUACUAAAAUCGGUGAUCCAUUUACGAUAUUCGUAAAUAUUAAGAACACGUCUGAACAGACAGCUUAUCCCGUUGAAGGCAUCGUUCAUAUUGAUACGGUUCUUUAUACCGGUAAACUGAGAAAACCAUUGAAAUCGAUCCCAUUCGAGAAGACCAUGGAGCAGAACGAUACUAGUUCGUUAGAAAUGCAUGUUGAUUUCGACGAAUAUUACAGCCAUAUUAUGGAUCAAGCGUGCUUCAAGAUUGUCUGUUGGGCCAAUGUGAAGGGAACAAAUUACGAAUUUUUCGCCCAAAGAGACUACCGUGUCAGAAAACCAGAUAUCAAUAUUUCACUGAACAACGAACCUGUAACCGGAUCAUCGCUUAGUGUUACGGCGACUUUGCAAAAUCCAAUGUCUAUUCCUCUGACAAACGGAGCAUUUCGGUUUGAAUGCUCGGGGGUGUGGCAAUCGAUAGACAUUGUAGAAGAUUGUAUCGAACCGGGCCAAGUGGCAACUGUAGUGUUUAGUAUAAUUCCACAAUUUGCAGGAGCUGCUCAGAUAGCCGCAAAAUUCAAUUCGACUGAACUGAAUGAUGUAGAUGGGUUCCUUGCUUUUGAAGUGCUUGAAAACAGGGAUUGA
Sabethes cyaneus is the source of this 2664-nucleotide messenger RNA. RefSeq names its product annulin-like. Gene Ontology annotation, biological process: peptide cross-linking. The record is from RefSeq and is a predicted model, not a curated record. NCBI's taxonomy places the organism in Eukaryota, Metazoa, Arthropoda, Insecta, Diptera, Culicidae. Gene Ontology annotation, molecular function: protein-glutamine gamma-glutamyltransferase activity. The transcript is spliced from 6 exons. Bases 1 to 2664 code for a protein of 887 amino acids.